AUGGGUCUACAGGAUUUCUUCAACUGGCGGUCACAAACGGCCGCCGCCAAUACAGAUGCAGUGACGGACGACGAACCGGCUGCAGAGGUCGAUGAACCACCGGAUCACCAUAUUUCCUUUGAAAAACCUCAGUCUGAUUUCCACAAGUCUGCCGUUCGUGGGAAGAUGGACCGCAAGGAAUCCCUCCUUACCAAGGCACUAUUGAGAGGUCCUGAGACGGACGCAGACAAACCAGAGAUACACGUCGCAACGGAUCUUUCUCGUCGUCGUUCAAUGAUUAGCAAUGCCAGCAUGGCUUCGACUGCUGAGCUCACCAGUGAUGGAGGUCUUACGAGUCCCGCACGGACGAAUACACCAAGCCCACCCCCACCAGGCGCUUUAUAUGCCAGCUUCGCACCGUACUCCUUGGGGAAGAAGGCCAUCCCUCCUCCCACUUCAGUCGCUGCCGUGGUAGUAAAAGAUACAUCCGACAGCGUUGUCCAUAAGGAUGUUGUCAGUGUUUCACCAACUGCUCCAGUUCGUCCUGAAAUCCCUCGGAAAAGAUGUAUCAGUUUUGUCUGUGGUGGAAAGAAAGAGGCAACGCCUGCCCCGGCUCUUACUACUGCUCCCGCAAUACAACCGCCUAAACCAAGAAGAAUUACUUUCAUGUGCGCUGGAGGGAAACCGUCGGUAAAAGAUGAUAAAUCUAAAGCUGAGCCAGCCGUUGAAAAGUCAAGCGACAUAUCAAAAAGACUUAGCUCUCGGUCACCAUCUAUUCCCAGAAAAUCCCCACGCUCGCUUCCUCAGUCUCCGCCGCGACCACGUCGGGAUUCCCUUACCAUGUCAAAACGAGGACCGCCAAGCCCAACCAUCACGAGAGCAAAGCCUAAAUGCAUUAUCGCCAAUGAGAAUACCUUCCAGUCAUCCGAGGCUACUCGAUUCCAUGAGUUUGCUAGUGAUGAGCCGCAGGAAGAUGACUGGAUCCGUGAAGAGGUCAAGGUCACUUCCAAGAAGAUGACCAUUAACGAUACUUUGAAGAUGGAGAAUGCUAUACGGAAAUUGGGCAACGAGGCUGAAGAAGAGGCGAUGGAAGAAGAUGAUGACGACGAUGACGACGAAGAUGAAGUCGUCAAUUAUUCCGAGGAUGACGAGGAUGAGGACGAAGAUGAUGAAGAAGAGGAAUACGAAGACGAAGACGACGAUGAUGAAGAUGAGGAUGCUUCUGACGGAAAUGAGACCGACAAUGAAGCAGGCUUUGCAGAUUCUGAUGAUAGUGAUGUUGAAGGAGAAUUUGCUUUCUGGACUCCAGGACGCAAUAUCCCACACAUCCAAACUGGAGAGCCUUCAACCUACCGCCCAUCAGCACAUCGAGCUGCAUCUGCAUCUUCCAUUGAUUCCGUGAGCUUCAUCGACUCCAAGCUUGGUCCCAAGUCAUUGAGACGCCCACGUCGUCGCCCGAUGAAGAUCAGACCUGGAACUCCUGAAUUACCGGAUAGUACCGACUUUGUCUGUGGGACGCUCGACGAAGAUAGGCCGAUGGAAAAUGCAUACAUCGCAUGCAUGAAAGCACGUGAGAAUGCGAAGCACAAGCAAACGCCUCAGGACAUUGAUCCUAGCUUCCCGACUUCGGAUUUUGACGAAGAGGAUGACGACGAUAUCGUCGCAGCUGGAGAGGAUAGUGACGAACAUGUUUGGCUUCACGGGAACUUUGAGGAGUCUGACAGCGAGAAAAAGGGACGGAGUCGGCCAACAACCACCCGCCGAAAGUCGCCAAUCGUCUCACCCAGAAGAGCUCACUCACCUGCGCCAACUCGUAGACUCCAUUCUCCUCCCCCAGCUCGCCGACUUCACUCUCCUCCUCCACCUCGCCGGCAUCAUUCUCCACCACCGCCAAAACAACGCCACCGGUCACCUCCUCCACGGAAGCUGUUUGGACAAUCCCCAAGGUGUAUGCGUUCUCCACCUCCAGCGCGAACCAUUCAAUCGCCAGCUGUAACGCCUAUGCAAUCGACCAACGGUGUCGUAUCAUUUAUGUCAUUGGCAUCCCGACCGGGGCUCACCCACACUAAGUCUCUCCCACGCGCACCAAAUAUCUUUGGCCGCCAGUACAAGGCUUCCCGUAUUGAGGCCGCAGCUGGUAACGCGUAUGACAACAGUGAUGGUCCAGAUGGACACGUCCGUGGAGCUAUCGAUAUCGUCAAAGGGCUUGAACGAAAGCGUCAACGUCGCAAAGAGAAAUUCCUACAGAAACACUGUAACCGGAAACAAAAAGGUCAUGCGGAGCGUAAGCCUCAACCUGGCAAAGGCGCCGAGCGUAUGCGUGAGCUUGGGCUCCUCAUGGCCGGCAAAACUGGCGUCACGGACCCGUAUAUGAUGUCCGCUUAA
Glarea lozoyensis ATCC 20868 is the source of this 2364-nucleotide messenger RNA. RefSeq lists its product as uncharacterized. Lineage: Eukaryota; Fungi; Ascomycota; Leotiomycetes; Helotiales; Helotiaceae. The transcript has a single exon. The record is from RefSeq and is a predicted model, not a curated record. Bases 1 to 2364 code for a protein of 787 amino acids.